Messenger RNA from Exophiala bonariae, 918 nucleotides. RefSeq lists its product as uncharacterized. The coding region runs from base 1 to 918 and encodes 305 amino acids. Lineage: Eukaryota; Fungi; Ascomycota; Eurotiomycetes; Chaetothyriales; Herpotrichiellaceae. The record is from RefSeq and is a predicted model, not a curated record. Gene Ontology annotation, biological process: carbohydrate metabolic process. The transcript has 3 exons. Gene Ontology annotation, molecular function: hydrolase activity, acting on carbon-nitrogen (but not peptide) bonds.
AUGAAGAAAGUCCUCGUAGGAUAUGGCAUUGAUCUUGAUGCUGUAGCAGGCUGGAUUGACACCAAAGAUGGCUCCCCAGCGGAUCCUGUCGAGAUUUCCCGAGGCAUAUUCGGAGCCACAAUCGGGGUCGACCGAUUGCUGAAGCUGUUCGCAAAGUACGGUAUCAAGGCCUCGUGGUAUGUUCCAGCUCACACGGCGGAGACCUUUCCAUCCCAGAUGUUGAAGAUCUUGGAUGACAAGCAUGAAAUAGGUCUCCACGGUUACAGCCAUGAGUACGUGUCCCAGCUGUCCGAGCAACAAGAACGCGACGUAUUGGCCAAGUCUAUUGCGGUACUGUCGACUCUGGGAGUCAAGGGGCGUCUUGGCUGGACAGCACCUGCCUGGACGACAUCGAUGCGGACGGUACAUCUACUGGAGGAAUUUGACAUCGCGUACGACCAUUCAUUCAUGCACCAUGAUUGUAUGCUUUACAGAACCCCCUAUUCGUCCUACGUCGCUAAGUCCACAACGUACAAAUACGAAGACUGCUUGGCUGCUGACUGGAUGACGCCCAUGGCCGUACCAGAGCUAUCCUCCCUCGUUACCGUGCCCGCGAACUGGCAUCUUGACGACUGGCCUCCGUUCGCCGCCGGCGACGGCGGCAGCGAUGGCUUCGUAGACCCUCAUGUGCUCGAGAGGAUGUGGAAGGACCACUUCGAGUAUUGCUAUGCCGAGUACGACGAGUUUGUAUUCCCCCUAAGUAUCCAUCCACAGAUCAGCGGGAAACCACAGGUCUUGCAGAUGCAUCGACGUAUCAUAGAGUGGCUCAAUCAGUUCGAAGGCGUCGAGUGGUGCACUUUUGGUGAAAUGGUGGAUCGAUUCCAAAAAGGUCAAAUCCAGGGCUUCGAUGUUCGGAAGGCGAUGGGACGGCACGCUUGA